AUGCAUCUCCAUAAUCGAAGUAGAGGUUAUGAGCAAAACGUAGGCCUCGGAGCAUCUGCAGCUGAAACGCCCGACAACGGCGGCGAUCGUCGGUCGGGGAUUCGACAAAGUUCCGGCUCGCAGCGAUUGAUGCAGAAGCGCAUUUUUCGUGUGCCACCAGGAAUCACCGUCCGGUCGAUAAAACGCCAACCUUCGAGGGAUGGCCUGCUUUUAAGCGACCGCGACCGGGAGGAAGAACCGGUUUACCUGCCCGCAAUGCCCGGAUGGAUCAGCCGAUCUCGCGCCGAUCGAGCUAUGGAUGUCUCCAACGCUGCCGAAGCGUGCUCGAAUUCCCUGGCUGAUCACUCUCUGAAAGCUGGCGAUGUUCUGGCUUUCAGGCAGGAGGUUGCAUGA
Messenger RNA from Aspergillus tanneri, 393 nucleotides. RefSeq lists its product as uncharacterized. The record is from RefSeq and is a predicted model, not a curated record. Bases 1 to 393 code for a protein of 130 amino acids. Lineage: Eukaryota; Fungi; Ascomycota; Eurotiomycetes; Eurotiales; Aspergillaceae. The transcript has 2 exons.